Megachile rotundata (alfalfa leafcutting bee) is the source of this 1620-nucleotide messenger RNA. RefSeq names its product arylalkylamine N-acetyltransferase 1. Gene Ontology annotation, molecular function: N-acetyltransferase activity. The record is from RefSeq and is a predicted model, not a curated record. NCBI's taxonomy places the organism in Eukaryota, Metazoa, Arthropoda, Insecta, Hymenoptera, Megachilidae.
AGAUCGAUGACUUAGUAUUAAACACGUCUCAACAGCAAAGUGAUUGUACAAUGAAAUCAGGAAUAAUAAAUCCCAUAAAACAUGUAGCAAUCUAUAGGUAGACCGAUGGUAAAAAAUUAAUUGUAUUGAUCGAAGUCUCAUGACGUUCCCGAUUAGUAAGCACCCCAAAGUGUACUCGUAUGUCCAUGAACCUGCAGAAACGGCUUUUGCCCGGUACUGUGAGCGUAUAUAAGACUGACGACGAGCUAUUACAAAGCGCAGUGUUAGAUUACCACCUCGACGUCAACAACGAGCAUCGUGUUAUUGGCAAACCGGUGUUCCCACAUUCAGUGACCCGUUAAAUGGUUCAUCGUGAUCGCAGCUGAAAUUUUAAAGAAUCGAUCGUUAACACACCGAGCUUCGACAUGGAGACUGUGCUAUCCACGAACUUAGACAACUCUGGCCGAAUAGAUGCCAACAAGACCAACUUCGCGAAAGAUGUGCCCAAAAUUGCGAGAUACACGCUGGCGGAUUCAGCGGACAACAACAUUGGAAUGGAUUAUCAUGUACAAAUAGUUACGAAGGACGAUAAGCUUAGGAUAUUGAAAUUCCUCAGAAGGUUUUUCUUCAGAGACGAGCCGCUUAAUCACUGUAUCCAGCUAAUACCUGAAAGCGAGGACAGCACUUGUCUCGAAUUAGAGGAAUACUGUAGUAUGUCCACGCUCGAGAACAACCUUAGCCUUAUGGCGGUUUCAACCAGUGGUGCUAUUGUAGGUGUUCUCUUAAAUGGAAAAAUGGAUCCCCCCUGCGAGGGAGACCCGGAAUACAUCACCUCGUGUGAAAAUCCAAAAUUCAAGAAAAUUCUGAGGUUACUGCGGUACGUGGACCAAAAUGUGAAUCGCAGUGGACAGUAUGAAGGUCUGAAUAUCCUGGAGAUCAGAAUACUCUCUGUGGACAGUAGCUGGAGGGGCAAAGGGAUUGCCAAGACUCUUGUGGAAAAAACUAUUGAAAUAGGAAAGGAAAAGGGCUUUCACAUGGUACGCGCUGACUGUUCGUCCUUUUUCUCCGGCAAACUUUGCGCACGACUAGGCUUCGAACGGAUAUACGAAUUGAAAUAUGCGGAUUACGUGGACGAGGAUGGUAAUCCUGUGUUUAAUCCAGCGUUCCCACACACGUCGAUUAUUUCGUACAUCAAGAAACUGUAACAGACACAGCAGCACGAUAUGUUAUCAACAUCGAGUACCUGUUUAGAACGAAGAAUAAUUUUUAUAAACGCACUCCAAACUUUGUAUUGUAUUCCACCUUGCGGCGAUUAUUCGGAUCUAUUGUACAUUUUCGUUUCUUAAAUAAACCAUUAAUUUAUUUAUUACUUUUAUACCAAGUGAUGUCGCACUGGGAUAAUUUAUCGUCUUCGUGUAAAAAUUAUAUGAUGUUAAUAUGAUACUAAUGAUAUUGUGCACUUAAUGAGUGGAACUCGGAAACGAGUAUUAAUCACAUUGUCAAUGAUGCAAACAAAUUUACUUUGUUAAAUAUUCUGAAAAAAUACAUAUAAAUUUGUUGCUUUGGUGUGAUCAAUUUGCACGGAAAUAUAAGAAUAAGAUGAUUUGUAUUUAAAUGGAUUCCUAAUGCUAUUAAACUUUU